Micropterus dolomieu (smallmouth bass) is the source of this 2061-nucleotide messenger RNA. RefSeq names its product protein disulfide isomerase Creld1 (gene creld1a). Gene Ontology annotation, molecular function: calcium ion binding. The transcript is spliced from 6 exons. Lineage: Eukaryota; Metazoa; Chordata; Actinopteri; Centrarchiformes; Centrarchidae. The record is from RefSeq and is a predicted model, not a curated record. The coding region runs from base 604 to 1317 and encodes 237 amino acids.
CUACAAAGACAAAUCUUUUUUUUAGGAUUAAUUCAUGGUUUGCUUGUAUCUUUUCAUGAGAUUUUUUGACCAUAACAAAAUAGAAUAUAACCAGACCUAUUUGUGCUGUAAAGUGCUUAACCAAAAAAUCUACAGGCUAAUUAUAUCUAUGUACUGUGAGUCUGUAGAUAACACUUGUCUAUAAAUAUAUUUGCUCAUGGUGGAUCUCGGAUUGUGAUUGGCCAGUGUCAGGUUAAGGACACAGAGAAGCGCUUGUUCAGAAUGUCGUUACAUUCUGGAGGGGCGGUGUUGUGAGUCUGACGCAGGUUCCGCCCGCUCAGAAUGUUUGGUUCAUUUGUCCAACACAAAGGAGAUCUGGAAGUGUGUCAAGCGCUUCUCGGCCGAGUUCUGUGCAUUUAAAAACUUUACCAAAGACGACAUAGUCCAGACUCAGUCGGCGUACGAGCUGAAGGAGGUAAAAGUUACCCCCUUAACUUUAAGAUUUUGUUUUUAUGUCCACUUAAAUGCCUGGUGUGUUAACAGUUUUACAGUGAGUUGAUCUGAUUUGUCAGAACGUGACGUUAAAUUAUAAUACGAAAGCUGGAAUGUGACGCAGUUCUUCAGAUGAGAGUAAGGAUGGCUCACAGAAACCUGCUGCAGGCUGCUUGGCUGUGUUGUCUGUUGGCUGUUCGGGUUCACAGCUGUCCAGAUGCCUGCAGUAAGUGUUCAGGCCCAGAAAAGGACCAGUGUGAGGAAUGUAGAGCAGGAUGGACCCUCCAUAACAACUCCUGUGUAGACAUUGAUGAGUGUGGCACAGAGCUGGGCAUCUGUCCUACAAACAGUUACUGCUUCAAUACAGAGGGUUCCUUUGAAUGCAGAGACUGUGAUCCGGCCUGUGCGGGCUGUAUGGGCAGGGGACCAGCUCGCUGCAGGAAAUGUGCCUCUGGGUACACGCUGAUGGGGUCCAAGUGUUUGGAUAUAGAUGAAUGUAGUGACAGAGUACUCGCCUGUCACGGCCUGGAUGAGAUUUGUGCAAACACAGAAGGCUCGUUCCGCUGUGACUGUGCUAAAGGAUUCUUCCACAAAGACGGUGUUUGUGUGAAGAAGCAGCUGCCUAGUGUCAAGGAGAAAGGUCUCUUCGAGGAUAUCAAGGAUGACGAGGUGGAGGUGCUGCAGCAGAUGUUGUUUGGGGUGGUGCUUUGUGCUCUUGCCACGAUGGCUGCUAAGGGAGAUUUGGUCUACACAUCUGUAUUCAUGGGCGCAGUGGCAGCCAUGGCAGGGUACUGGCUUUCUGACAGGGGAAACCGUUUGUUAGACAGCUUCCUAAAGGGACGUUAAAGCUAAAAACUGCAAACCGGACUUCAGUGUUUCAUAUCGACAAAUGCGUGUGCCACUGCUCAGCAAGGCCUAAAACUAUUACUGUUACAGGUGAAUCUUGUGCAUUCACUUGUGGACAGUAUAUAAGUUAUUGAUAUGAAAACACUUUGUGCUUGGAAAGAUUUUUGUCACACUUCUCUAUGUGUAAGAGAAAUUAUCAUGCCAGUCUUUAUACAACCACUGAACCAUUACGAAAAUAAUGUGAAACUCCGGUUGGUGGUUGCUAUAUUGCUUAAACAGUUGAGCAAACUCCAGUCACUGUUUAAGACUGUGGGAUGCAGUUGAAAGGGCUUAGCGUUAAUGAUGUCUAAAAAGGAUAAAGAGAAAGAAAAAUACUUUUAGAGAUUCCAAUGUUUUCAUCAUACAGCUAUAACAUCAUCUGGUACUGAGCUGGAACGUCUCACGCUAUUAAGUGUUUUCAAGCAGCUACCUUGUUUUGGCAUUUAGAGCCACCAACAUAAAGUGUGUCAGUUGUAGCUUGAUUAAAGUAGAAUAUACAGCUUGCUUGAAAUCAUGUAUGAAUACUUAAACCAUGUAUUAGAUUGGCUUUUUGUACUUUUUGUAACACUGUUUUUGCAUCAAGCUGUAUCAUGUACAAUGCAGUAUAUAAAGUAGUAAAAUGUGUAAUGCCACCUUUCUUCAUGUGCACAUGUAUAUGUAUAUCUUAAGACUAUAAGUCACUGAAAUAAAUAUGUCUUAUGUUUA